ACUACAAAUUGGUAUAAAUGUGUUCAAUUCCGCAACAUUCUUGGCACUGCUGGACAAGUUGGAGCGCAAACAGAGACAAAAUUGAAAGAGAAGAAGUUGAGAGUAGAAGAUGCUCCUAAUGCAACCAAGGCAACAGUUGAGGAGAGUAUUAUUGUUGGGGGUGGUUGUAUGAUGUUGAGACUCGCAUCAAAGGUGGAUUCCAACAAGGAUACUCUUGAAAAUGAUGAGCAGAAGGUUGGAGUAGAGAUUGUUAGGAGGGCUCUAAGCUAUCCUCUUAAGUUGAUUGCCAAAAAUGCAGGUGUCAAUGGAAGUGUGGUCACUAAGAAGGUGCUUACACCAUCAAACUGAAUUAAGGCUGGCAAAACUUCUUGAAGCUUUUUAUAUUCUGUUGCAUUGAAUGUACCAUUUUGAUUGUUGUUCCCUUUAGGUUC
Messenger RNA from Magnolia sinica, 431 nucleotides. Its product is annotated as ruBisCO large subunit-binding protein subunit beta, chloroplastic-like. The record is from RefSeq and is a predicted model, not a curated record. Lineage: Eukaryota; Viridiplantae; Streptophyta; Magnoliopsida; Magnoliales; Magnoliaceae. Gene Ontology annotation, molecular function: ATP-dependent protein folding chaperone; ATP binding. The transcript has 3 exons. Gene Ontology annotation, biological process: protein refolding. The annotation marks the transcript as partial.